Molecule: messenger RNA, 4426 nt
Organism: Phlebotomus papatasi
Lineage: Eukaryota; Metazoa; Arthropoda; Insecta; Diptera; Psychodidae
Product: knirps-related protein
Exons: 3
Coding region: 845-2053 (402 amino acids)
Biological process (GO): regulation of DNA-templated transcription
Molecular function (GO): DNA-binding transcription factor activity; zinc ion binding; sequence-specific DNA binding
Source: RefSeq, a predicted model, not a curated record
AGUUCGCUCUCGUUCGUGCUCACGAUCACUUGACUUUUUUGCUGUCUUUUGUGCUAUCAAUCGGUCUCAAAGUGCGAUCGUGCUUGUUUUUUUUCGUAUCGGUGCGUUUUUUUUUAUUUUGAAAAAGUGCGUGCUUUCUUAUCAUCAAAGAACUCCUUCGGCCUUAUCAACAGUGAUUUCCUUGAAGGAUUUUAUGCUCUAAGUUUGUCAAUUUUUGGUGCUAUUGUGACUGAAGAUCACUCAAAGAUCACUUGAGGAUCACCUGCGAUCAAUCGCGAUCAAUCUGAAGGAAUGCACUACGAAUCACUGUGAUCAAUUUGAACGUCCAAUUGAUAUCUCAGAAGACUGGAUAUGCUUGGUAGAGGGCAAUCUACUGUUGAGGAUUAGCAGUUUAUGUCUAAUUGAACUCAUUUCUAUUCCAAUUUGCCAAUUUGUCAGCAAUUAGAUCAUCUGGAAGAGAUUGUUCCAAAAAUUGACAGUGCUAAUUCAUUAUCACGAGUGACUCUGUGAUUAACGUGUGGGACCAAGAAGAUAGCCAGGUGCUCUAGAAAGAGCGCUAAGAGGUCCAUGUGUCAAAUGGCACCGCUUCCAUACUUUGCUACACUUUAACUAACCAAUUAGAGCUUGAAGGUGCAAGAAAGUUAAUCAAAUUCCACGGAUUUUCGAGAUACAGACACCCAGAGAAAAAAAAGCCUUACUGUGAUAGUGGAAUAGUGACUAAAGUGACCUAAGUGAACGAUGGCAUAUUAGCUAUUGGAAUCACGUUCGAGUGACUUCUCAUUGUUAUUUCGUGUCCAUCCCUCCAGAUUAUUGUGACAGCAUCAAAAUUGAGGACUUAUACAAGAUGAACCAAACGUGCAAAGUGUGUGGAGAACCCGCAGCAGGAUUCCACUUUGGCGCUUUCACGUGCGAAGGAUGCAAGUCCUUCUUCGGGCGGUCGUACAACAACCUAUCCUCGAUCUCUGAGUGCAAGAACAACGGAGAGUGUGUGAUCAACAAAAAGAAUCGAACAGCCUGCAAAGCAUGUCGCUUAAGGAAGUGCCUACUUGUGGGAAUGUCCAAGAGUGGUUCACGCUACGGCCGUAGGUCCAAUUGGUUCAAGAUCCAUUGCCUGCUGCAGGAGCAGCAACAAGCAGCCGCAGCGGCUCAUGGCAACAGAAAGACACCUCCACCUGGACUGGCAAUGCUAGGUCAUCCAGCAGCCUAUCCUCCAGGAUAUCCACUGCAAAGGCCUCCCUGCACAAAAGAAGAGUUAAUGCUACUUGGCAUCGAAGACUACAGCAAACACCCAUCCGCCUCGCCGUCUGUUAGUUCGCCGGACAGUCAUAACUCAGACAGUAGUGUUGAGGUCGGUGACAGACGAAAUUCCCUGCUGCGCAAAGUGCCUGAUCACCAACCUCCACUAAGCAAGGAGCAGCUAUUCCUGCCGCUACCUUUUGCCGGGCUCACAUCUCUGCCCAUGAUGCCACCGCCCGGAUUCCUGCCUCAGUCGCCACUCCUCUUUCCUGGCUACCAUCCAGCCCUCUACCCGCCUCACCAGGGACUCCUGAAGCCCGCCGAGCAACAGCUACUCAGCCAACAGGCUGCUGCUGCCGCCGCGGCGGCUGCCAACAACAACAGCCGUUUCACACCAAACCACAACAGCAAAACCGCCGAGGAGCUCACAAAACGCUUCUACCUGGACGCUGUGCUCAAGUCCCAACUCUCGCCCAGUAAUGGUGCCACGAAAAGUGAUGCUGAUGAAGAGGAUGUUGAUGCUGAAGAUGUAGUAGCUCUUACGCCACCACGAUCACCUUCAGCCGCCAGAGAAGCCACCAUCCAGGAAAAUCCCAUCGACCUCAGUAUGAAGACGGGCAGCAGCACAACCUCAGCAGCCGAUAGACGAGCAUCUAGCGAAGUCAGCGACAUCGGAUCAGAAAAUGAAGAUGCAGCUGCGUCUGAAAAGCGACUAGCCAAUGGCAGUGAUCUCGAUGAGGAAACAGAGUACGAACGCGAGGUCAAGAGGAUGAAGACACAGGGUACUACUCCACUCGAUCUCACCACGAAAGUCUAGCCGGUGACAAGAACUGACGUCAGUACAACGACUUUCUCACCUUCAAAGAAAUUCACUGAACAUUGUACGAUGGAUUGGUAGUUAAAGAAAGGUUUGCCCGCUAAGAUAUUUCUCACUUAACGAAUAUUUAAGGUCUGUUGAAAAACCGUUAAUUUAAAUUCGAAUUUAUAAUUCCCAGUGAGCACCGAAUGCUAACCGAUUUCAAUUGCUGACGUUAAAAUUACACUCACAAGGCAGUGCCAUUUCCAUAUAUUUGGUUAGCACUUUUUGUUCGAGAACUGCUAACCGGUUAGCAUAUUUUUGCAAAUCGAUUUAGCAAAACUAUGCUGAAAAUGCUGCCUUUUUUAGCAAACUCUGCUCGUUGGGUUAUUCAUAUACAAGUUUUCGAAUUACGAACAAGAAGUAGUGAACCGUAGACUGGGUUAACAAUUGUCGAAUAGGUCAUACGCUCUACGCACCAGUGUCCUCUCCAGUAUUUCCAGAAUUUACAUAGGAUCAAGGGAUACCUGUGAUUGUGGAGUGAUCCAAACCAUCCUCCACUUGUGUAUUUGUCCGUUGUCCCCUGCCUCAUGCAAAAUAGAGGAUUUGAUGAUAGCAAGUCCGUUUGUCAUUGACGUGGCCCGUUUUUAGGCAAGACAAACUUAAUUUUAGGCAGGGGCUUGACGUUUCCUAUAUGUUUCUAGCGUGCUGAAAAAACUUUGGAGUUUAUUCGGUGUUUUCUGUCAUUGUGGAAUGAAUUAGCAAAAAAUACAAAUACAAAAUAAAAGCCAAUUUAAUAUGGAAUGGGCAUCCGAAAACCCCAAAUUGACAACCUACGUAGUUUCGGAGAUAUCUCGUGAAAUGUGUACGAAAACAGGAAAAAAAUUACACUAAAACUGGUCGCAUUUUUCAGAGCUAAUGUCACCACCCUGAUUUUAGGCUUCGACAUUUUAGGGAACGUAUAUUGGUAAUUUCGUCAAAAUAUUAAAACCUAUUUAAUGUAUCUACCUUUCUACAAGGAUAAUAUCCAAGGGUGCCAAUAGGUGUUCUUUCGACCCUAUCACUUCUGAACCUCAUUAUCCUCAAAAAUCUAUUCUAAUCCAAAUUGAUACUAAAAAUUCUCCAUAGAGAUUAUAAGAUGAUAGUGCUUGGAAUAGUAUGAGAGAAUCUGUCUCAGAGAUCUCCACCCAUUUCCGAUCGCGAGACGCUCUAAUUGCAGGAAGACGAUGGUGGAUAAUCACAGAGUGACUCUAUGUCACUGAUUGGACCCAAAAUGCGUUGGAUGCUGCACUGAGAAAAAGGGCAGCACUUUGAAUGAUGGAUCCAAAAAAAAAAAUUGAGUCAGCAUGAACCAAAUGCUCAGUGUGUUCAAGUAGAGAUGUAGAACCUAAAGAAGAGGCCACAGCUAUAAAAAAAAAGCAGAACUAUAGCUGAAUGAUUGACGUGUGCAACACCAACGCAUUAUUCCUCAAGUUCUUCCUUCCCUUUUGGGCACAACACUUGGAUCAAAAAUAUGAGUCAUCUAAUUAUAUCACGUCUGACUUGGAAACAAGUUGCGCGCGAACAUCACUCGUGAAAUUGAGUGAAAAGAUGAUUGCUGAUGAAUCGUGGGAUGAAUGCACUGGAGUAAAUUACAUUGUGCCACUCCUGUGGUAGGCUAAAUCAUCAAAUGCAAUCCCUAGCAUCUUUGCAAUUUGGUGACUCUCAUUCACAUCCCGUGAUCGGCUUUUUUAUCGCACCCACCACUGGCUAUUUGCAUACCAGACACAUUGAGGCCUUCGUAUCCAUUGACUGAGGCUCACCCUAAUGAGCACUACGUCAAGUGGAGGCUGAGAUGUCUCUCCAUGAGGAAAUUCGCGCGGGAAAAACUACAUUUCAAAGGCUCUGCAUGCUCUGCUCUUGAGACUUCCAUUGAUGAAGAGUAAGUGAUGGAAUAUUUCAGUCAAUAUUUAAUCACUGACUUAAUCUUCAAGAGAGAGAGAAAUCACUAAAUACGAAAUAUUAUUGAUAAACAUUUUUAAUAGUCAAUCUCUCCAUUAUCAUCCAAUUAACAAAUUUUUAUUUUGAGAUUUUAUAAUACUUCAACUCUAAACACUAGAGAUGAGCUCUGUGAGAAAAUAAAUCACUAAGUGUGUAAAACUUUCUUUUCAUCGCUGUGUUAGCGAAGGAGGCUUUAUCGUCGCUUCCAUCAGCUAGUGUCGUAUACGUAUUUUGGCGAUUUACUGAUUUUAAUUUAAUAGAAAUCCGACUGAUUUCUUUACUAUCCAUACUUUCAAAAGCUACAUUUAUUAGAUUUUGAUAUUGUUAAUUGUUUCAUCAAUAAACAUUGCAAUCAACAAUCGUUCUUUUCGUUUAAACUUUAAUGUAAGGGGGAUUCCAACCGAGACACUUAAC